CCCGGUUUGUGCUUACUUCCGUUUUCUUCAAUAUGAUGGGGAUGAAGUCGUAAGUAAAAGAAGAAAAGAGUCAUUCUCUUUUGUUCUUUUGUUUCUCUUAGUAACCAGGUAACCCAACCCCAGGUAUAUAAUCUGGUGGCUUGGUCUCCUAAUCAACACGCCAUUUAAUAAAAACUAGCUUCUCUUUCUGUCUUGAGUAGCACUAGCAACAUCAUUUUAACACUGAUGUUUGAAUGGUCAGUAUAAUCCUGCUCGGCUUCAAGAAGGAAAAUGAACAGAACUUACCCACAGCCGGUACCACUCAUGACCAACCAGACUGCUGCAGAAAGUGUUUUUCAUGGACCCUUUGCACUCGACGAUGCAUCUGUGUAUCUGCCAUUAGUCUUAUUAUACUUGGAAUAAUCAUUGCCAUCAUCACAUUGGCUGUGACUGUCGGCAUUCCUCCUCCUAGCCCAGUUAACCGUUUAUGUGUGACUACCAGUAAGCAAACAGGCUUUUUAUGUGAUAACAGAGAGACCUGCAUUCCAGCCAGUGAAGUUUGUGACACAAGACAAAAUUGUGCCAAUGGGGAAGAUGAGCAAGAAGCAUUAUGUAGUGAUUUGCCAAAAAGCCUUCCUGGACACUUGAUAUUUUAUUGCAAGAAUCGCAGGCUUUGGAUCUACGCAGACAAAAGGUGUAAUGGAUUUAACGAUUGUGGAGAUUGUUCUGAUGAAAUAGGGUCACAAGCCAGCUGCCCUCCUUGUGGAUCUCAGUCUUGGAGUUGUACCCUGGUGGUCUUCCAUGAAUAUUGUACCUGCAUUCCUAGAAGUUUUUGCCGAGAUGGAAUACAACAUUGCUUUGACUGGUCUGAUGAAUACCUCUGUACAAGAUAAAGCAGAUGAUGUGAUGACCAUAACCUUGCAGAAACUAAAAAACAACCCACUAAGAACCAGGCUGUUGUGGAACUGCAGAUAAUUUUAAAGGGACCUCACAAAGGAUGUUUCAUUCAGUGUUGUUGCUCUUCACAGCAUUUGCCCUGCUUGGUUUCAGGGGCCGUUUGUUUUGCUCUGCAUUCACCUAGUUCUCACAGUGAAGCCAUUCAUCCAUGACAGACAAGGGGAUUUUGGUUUUCAUUCAGUUUGUUGCAGAACCUGACACUGCUGUUUCCGGAUCAGCGACUUGCUUAAAUUCAGUCUUUAUAAUCUUCAAAUUUUGCACAGGAUGCUCACAUAACAAUAAAACACCUUCUUAUUUGUAAACCAGAGGUUAUGAACUUUCACCUUAUAUCAGUUUCAGUUGUUUAUGAGUUUAUAAAUAUACAGAAGAUCCACAUCUGAUAAUUAAAUGGCAGGCCAGGAGCCAAGUUAGCUAGAGAAAAACAGGGAAAGAAACCACAUAAUUAUAUAAAGGCUUUCCCAAGUUUAUGAAUGCCUCCUCCCACCUCCCUAAAUAUCUGGGAUUCUC
This is a messenger RNA of Pseudonaja textilis, 1443 nucleotides long. RefSeq names its product low density lipoprotein receptor class A domain containing 1 (gene LDLRAD1). The record is from RefSeq and is a predicted model, not a curated record. Lineage: Eukaryota; Metazoa; Chordata; Lepidosauria; Squamata; Elapidae. Gene Ontology annotation, molecular function: protein binding. Gene Ontology annotation, cellular component: plasma membrane.